Messenger RNA from Xenia sp. Carnegie-2017, 1431 nucleotides. RefSeq lists its product as uncharacterized. The record is from RefSeq and is a predicted model, not a curated record. The transcript is spliced from 2 exons. Gene Ontology annotation, molecular function: protein binding. Lineage: Eukaryota; Metazoa; Cnidaria; Anthozoa; Malacalcyonacea; Xeniidae. The coding region runs from base 87 to 1067 and encodes 326 amino acids.
UGGAUGACUAUAUUUUGUCGUUUACAACUGGCACAACAAAGAAAAUUCAUCGAUUCACAUGAAAGUAAUAACAGCCUGACUAAUACAUGGGUAACUUCUUUUCUUUAUUAAAAUUUGGUCCACAGUCAGGUUCAGUGAGACAGCACUUGGAAGAAGGGAAUCGCUGUAUGAAUAAUGGCGACUAUGAAUCAGCAAUUGAACACUAUGUACAAUGUUUGAGACCUCCAAGCAAGAAUAGCGUCAAAAUGAUGGCAUAUUUUGGUACUGGUAACGCUUGUUUCCUCUUUGAAAAAUGGGAGGAAAGAUUGAAAUGUUUUGGUAAUUGCUUGAAGAUUUCUUCAAAAGUGAAACGUAAAUUUUUUCAACAUCAAUUUUAUCUUGGCCUGGGAAAUAUUGAUUCUACCACUGAAAGAUUUGUGGAUGACCUGAAGAAAAAUAAAAUGGUCUGUCUUUGUCAUAUUGCAUUGGGAGGAUUGAGCAAGCGGCUUGAAAAUUAUGAGAAAUCUUUGGAGCAUUAUAGAAAAGGAUUCUCUCUUACUGAAUGUCAACACCAAGAAAAUCAGCAGGAACAAAAAAAAGAACUAAAGAAAGUUGAUGGUAUUAACGUUAUUAAAGAUUUCAUCGACCACAACAUGAAGAACUUGUCAAUUGUUACUUCAACUGAAAUCAUGAAUGGAGUGUUAGUUUUUUAUUGGGAAUUAGCAGAAUUGUUUGAUAAACUUAAAAGACGGGACGAGGCAAUCUGUAUGUACAAAAUAUAUAUGGAGGAAUUGCAGUGGAAAUGCGUUGAUGAAUCAACUAAACAUAAUCAAUUGUUUUUUAAAAUGAUUAAGUAUGGACAAGAUCCCAAAGUAAAAGUUGAAUAUAUAAGUGAUGUGCGUGUAAUUUUCUCCGGAGAAUUUUGCAUCGGCAAAGGAAGUGAUGGAACUCGUGUUUAUCUUGGACUGGGAAAAGAUGGCUAUGGAAAAGCAGUGAAACGAAUACCUCGUGAUAUCUGCAUUAGGCUUACACAACAAGAAAAGAAAAUUUUCAAAGAAAUCAUAAAAAAAAAUCGAAUGAUGUUGUGAAUUAUUUUUACUUAGAAGAAGACAUUACAUUAGAAUAUGUUUAUUUAAUACUUGACCUGUGUGAAGAAUCGCUGGUGGAUUUUGUGCAAGCGGAAUCGAAUAGUUUCGCUUAUCUUCAAAAAUCGCUUCCCAAAAUUCUCAGACAAAUUUUAAAAGGCUUAGCUCAUCUUCACAGCGAGCCACAUCCUAUUCUUCAUCGAGAUUUAAAGCCUUCCAAUGUUCUUCGAGAUGCCCAAGGCAAAUUUCUGAUAGCUGACUUUGGUAUCAGUCGAAUACUGAAAAGUGAAUAUAAGACAUUUAAACACGGCCUUACUUGGGGAUCUGAUUAUUGGGUUACUCCCGAAUCGUAUUGUCCGGAUGAUGA